Messenger RNA from Seminavis robusta, 3149 nucleotides. The record is from the annotation of a GenBank genome assembly. NCBI's taxonomy places the organism in Eukaryota, Bacillariophyta, Bacillariophyceae, Naviculales, Naviculaceae.
AACGUUGCAUUCGCAGCAGUUGCUGCAAUCGCUCGAAAGAGUCUAAGAAUCAAGAAAGGGUGAGCCGUUAUACUCGUUAGAAUAGUACGGUACUGUACGGUAUAGUUACUUGCCAGCAAUAAUUCGUUUUAUCAACCAGGUUCAUCUCUUUGUUUAGCAUCCACUAUCCUGCAACAGAGAACGCAAUGGUUUGCGAUCUUCCUCAUCCGCGUCUUCUUCUUUGUCCUCUAGCUAGCUAGCUUGUACCGUAGUCGUCACUCACGAUGGAAGGGGUUUUCGCGACAUUCACAGUCUGGCCGCCUCCCGGCGGCCUGUCGCAGUCGCGACAACCAGAAUUUUUCGCGCCAGUUAAUCUUGUUGAGAGACAAGCAUGGAUGGAGAAAAGAGCCCAAACAGCGAGUUUCUUCGCUGCGCUGUCUGCUGAUCUUCUCCUAACUAAUAACGGUUCCGGUAGACUAUUCUUGACAAGCAACAAGUCUUGACGAUUGACGAUUGCAGCGGACAGCUCCAGAAGGGGUUGUCUGGAUCGUUGAUAAGUUCGUUGCUCUGCAGGACUCGACAGUUUGAGGAAAGCUCUGGCUGGCUAGUAGGAGUUAAGCAUUCGCCUAUUAAAAUACAAUGGACAACCCUUUUGGAAAAUGCGGCUCCGUUCCAUCGGUGAUGAGACAAGAUGCCCAGCGCCGCGCUGCUGCCAUGGCCAGCCCUUGCAACAGUGAUCUUGAAAGUAACAGUAUCUUCAGCGAUCAAUCUGCCAUUCCAGCUUCCCCUCACCCAUUAGUCGAUGAAGGGCAGAUCCCCUUUGCUUCGCCAGAAAUGGCCCAACAGGCCCGCAAAGAUUGGAAAACUCACGGAGGAAAUUUGACUCAAGCCCUCGAAGACAAGAGACUCCAGACCGAAAACCAACUGGGAGGAGAUCCCUUGUCACGACAGCCCGGGAGCCUCGUGGUCCGAGUUAUUUCGGCCCAAAAGCGUGUCGACCUGAGUGGUGCCAAGUACACGGCCUAUGUUAUCCGGGUCCAGUUUACCAACCCAGCUUCACCAGAAAACAACAACCCUUCGGUCUCCAGCACGCUUGUGGAACACCGGUAUUCCGAAUUCGACAAGGUGAAUGCGAUUGUGAAAAAACAUCAGAUUCAACUCGACAAUAGCGCCUCGUUUCCAGGCAAAAGCUGGGCUGGUCGGGUUGGUAACUGGACUCCAAGCCUUACCCUGGCCCCCGAAAAGCACGAUGAACUCAUCAAUUAUCGAGUGAUUCAACUCGAUUGCUGGUUGGUUCAUAUCGUGAGUAUGUACAACCAAGGGAUUCUACCCAUGGAAUUGGCACAAACUCUCUAUGACUUCUUGGUGGCGCCCAGCAAACCUCCUUGCGAGAAUAACAAUGAUAUUGAAAACAGGUCGUCCUAUCAAUACUACAAUCCAUUGUCCUUCACUUUGGGAUCUGGCAUUCGACAAGCUACAAGGACAGUCCAAUAUAUGUGCCGAGACCCCUACAAGCUGAACCAGAGUGAUCAGAGCAUCCCACUCGAUCUCUUGCACGCGGCAAAAGGACUCUGUUUCCUAACUGUUGUCAAAGCCGGUCUUAUGAUCAGUGGGCGAAUCGGAACGGGAGUGCUGGUGGCCCGCAUGGACAAUGGGAACAACACCCCGCAGAACAACCAGCCACUUCGUUGGAGUGCGCCCUGUGCCAUUGGAACUGUCGGUAUGGGAUGGGGUGCGCUGGCAGGGGCGGAUCUGACUCAUUACUUAGUCGUCCUGACCACCAAAAAGGCAGUGGAGGAUUUCUGUGGCGGUUCUUCGGUUCAACUUGGGGCCGAGAUGGGUGUUGCUGUGGGGCCAAUUGGUCGCGGAGCAAAUUCUCACCUAGCCACUGGAGACUGGACACUCCAUCCAGCCUAUGCUUAUGCACAUUCACAAGGGUUGUUUGUUGGAAUGAGCUUGGAAGGUAGUGUGGUGUCCGUUCGGAACGAUGUCAAUGCCAAGUUUUACGGUCAACAAGUUUCGCCCAAGGCUCUACUGAACACUCCAGGUCCCAAAGCUGCCGAGCCUCUUUACAAGGCUCUGAAUGGUGCGAUGCAAGAACAUAUUCCUGACGAAGGAUUCCGACCUAGUACUCUGUUUAAUGGAAAUGCCGCUGCUGGAUGCGAUGUUUAUCAAAACCAUCCACAGCGUCCAGUUUACUUGAAUCAGCAUUGUUCCUCGCCUCCACCUCCAGUCAUGCAAGUCCCAGGUUGUUUUGGACAUGCAGACACAGAUACGCCCCCACAACAAAUUGCUUCUGGGAGCAUGGAAUCUUAUCAAACUCACUCUCAUAUCCUUCCCGGAGGACACACGUACCAGCAACCCCAGUUUGGUUCAAUACGACCACAGACCAUUGAAACGAUGAAUCCAGGACCACAGCCGCUGUUUGAUGCAUCAUCGCCCGGCAGCGCUGGAGGUGGCUAUGCAAAUGGCUGGUAGCGAUGUCGAGUACAAGUUGGCAUGCGUGUGGCGACUGUGCCCCGCUCUAGUAUCGGUAGAGGCUGUAAAUAGUAGUUCAAAGAAGAAUUAAAUUGCUGCUGCGCCACUUUGCAAAUUGCCACAAGUCUCGAGCUGCUGAACGUACAAAUCAAGGACACACAGCCCAACCCAUGGGUCGCUGCAGUUUCUGGCACAAGAGUUAGCUCAACUUAUUGUGCCAUCCUGCAAUGGAUGGGACACAGGAAAUCAAGAACAUCCGAAUCCACAACAGAUCGGAAUCCCAAAGUGGCAAUACUCUGUGGCGACGAACUAACUGGUAGCAUCGCCUGGUCACAACGAUAAACAAAUGCUUCAGCAAGCUCGGUACCGCCAUCAGUGAAAGCGGAUGCUACAGCGCACAGGAGUUGUCACCGGUCCGGACCAGUUCUCACAACCUAUGCGCCCACCGGCACCCGAAAGCGAGCUACAGGGCAGGACAGUUGUUGGAGGUACCGACGGGUACGGUAGAUUGUGCCUUACCAUGACAUGGAAAGCUGAAAUGGCAAAGGCUUCAUUCGAUAGCUAGUGUGGUGCUCGAGCGAGCAGUAACUCUGCAUUUGCAGCAGUUGCUGAAAUUGAAAGAGCCUAAAGAAUAAAGCGAGGGCAAGAGGCGUUUUACCGUACUCGUUACUUGCCAGCCAUAAUGCGCUCGU